AUGCUGAACAGCAUCACCGAUGGGUUCUUGUGCUGCCUGAUGGGCAAAGCCACCAACGCCGUGGGGCCGCUGGACAGCGUUGAGUCCACCAACGGCUACAGCUUCAUGGAGGUGAAGCCGGGGAGGAUCCUACGGAUCAGGCACAGCGCACCCAGCCGCCCAGCCUGCGAGGGAGCCGAGGAGAGCCAGCCCGGGGGCCCGGAGCGGGGCACGGUGCACUGCAAACGGAAGAUCACCGUUUACCGCAACGGGCAGCUGGUGAUCGAGAACCUGGGCGACGCCGUCCGCUCCGAGAUCCUGCACUGCCACAACGGCUCGGGGGAGCCCAACAGCACCGUGGAGCUGGAGCUGUCCGACGUGGCUGGGCAAAGCCCUGCGCAGGGUGCUGCUGGCUCUCCGGGAUGCGGCACCCGGGAGGCGGCGGCGGCGGCAGCGGCCGGGGGCAGCGGCAGGCGCCGCAAGCGCAAGCCCAAGAAAGUCGUCAACAUCGACUGCAAGAAGCAGAUCACCAGCUGCAAAGGGACGCACAGCGACGUGGUCCUCUUCUUCAUCCACGGCGUGGGGGGCUCGCUGGACAUCUGGAAGGAGCAGUUGGACUUCUUCACCAAGCUGGGCUAUGAGGUGGUGGCUCCCGACCUGGCCGGACACGGCUGCAGCUCUGCUCCACAGAUCGCUGCUGCCUACACCUUCUACGCCCUGGCAGAGGACAUGAGAGCUGUCUUCAAACGCUAUGCCAAGAGGAGGAACAUCCUGAUAGGACACUCCUAUGGGGUGUCCUUCUGCACCUUCCUUGCCCACGAGUACCCAGACCUGGUCCACAAGGUGAUCAUGAUCAACGGCGGGGGGCCGACGGCGCUGGAGCCCAGCCUCUGCUCCAUCUUCAACAUGCCCACCUGUGUGCUGCACUGCCUGUCCCCCUGCCUGGCAUGGAGCUUCCUCAAGGCUGGCUUUGCUCGCCAAGGUGCCAAAGAGAAGCAGCUGCUGAAGGAAGGCAAUGCCUUCAACGUGUCCUCCUUCGUGCUCCGUGCCAUGAUGAGUGGCCAGUACUGGCCAGAGGGUGAUGAGGUCUACCACGCCGAGCUGGCCGUGCCCGUGCUGCUGGUCCAUGGCAUGCAUGACAAGUUCGUCCCAGUGGAGGAGGACCAGAGAAUGGCUGAGAUCCUGCUGAUUGCCUUCCUGAAGGUGAUUGAUGAGGGCAGCCACAUGGUGAUGAUGGAGUGCCCCGAGACGGUCAACACCCUGCUCCACGAGUUCGUCCUGUGGGAGCCCGAGACGCCAGCUGGGGACGGGCAAGGGGAGAAGAAAUAA
Indicator indicator is the source of this 1308-nucleotide messenger RNA. It is a transcript of the gene ABHD8, whose product is annotated as abhydrolase domain containing 8. The record is from RefSeq and is a predicted model, not a curated record. The transcript is spliced from 4 exons. Bases 1 to 1308 code for a protein of 435 amino acids. Lineage: Eukaryota; Metazoa; Chordata; Aves; Piciformes; Indicatoridae. Gene Ontology annotation, molecular function: catalytic activity.